AUGAGAGUAGCGGUGUUCACUGUAACCGGAGAUCAAGGGUCGAGUGUGAGCAAAAGUUUGAUUGAAGGCGGCCAUGAAGUUCUGGGCAUCACUCGCAAUCCCUCGUCUGAGAUGUCCAAGGAUCUAGCAAAACUCGGUAUAACAUUGAUCAAAGGUGAUCUAUCAGAUCCGGCUUCUUACUCUAAUCAAUUGGAAAACAUCGAUGCCGCUUUUGUAAAUGCAGAUUUUUGGGUUCAUUACCUUUCGAACGGCUACAACGCCGUGAAAGCUCAGGAAGCUGAAGUCGAACAAUCUAUUGGCGCGAUUGAAGCUUCUGUCAAAGCUGGAGCAAAACACAUUGUUUACUCCACUCUGGAUGAAGUCGAGAAUGGAGCCUGUCCUCAUUUCGAGUCUAAAAAUACCGUGUCUCGAUAUCUCAAGCAACACGGAAUCCCUCAUACCAAUCUCGUCACAUGCAAUUACUUUUCGAACCUUACCAAAUUUGGUAUGCUAAAGCCUACAGAAGAGAAGAGUAAAUGGUUGUUGGCUUUUGGCGUACCUGAUGACACUGUUAUUUCAAGUUUCCCGGUGGAACAGACGGGAUUGUGGGUUAAAGAAGCUUUGUAUAAUCCCGACAAAUGGAUCGGUAAAGACAUGUAUGCUACCACGGAUUCUCUAUCUAUUUCCCAAAUGGCAGAUACACUUGCUCGAGUCGGGAAAGUGACCGUGGAGACACUUCAACUGACCCGCGACGAUUUCUACUCUGACAAACAUAAGCAACAGACAGGGGAAGAGCUUUGGCUGGCUAUGAAGCUCAUCUACGAAGGCAAAACCCCUCGAACGCCAGAGACUACUACUGUCAUACCGGGAACAUGGAAUUUCGAGACUUGGGUUAAGGGUAAUCCUCAGUUGAAAGAGUGGUUCAACAAUAAGUCAGUAUAG
Kwoniella shivajii is the source of this 921-nucleotide messenger RNA. RefSeq lists its product as uncharacterized. Gene Ontology annotation, cellular component: nucleus. NCBI's taxonomy places the organism in Eukaryota, Fungi, Basidiomycota, Tremellomycetes, Tremellales, Cryptococcaceae. The transcript is spliced from 6 exons. Bases 1 to 921 code for a protein of 306 amino acids. The record is from RefSeq and is a predicted model, not a curated record.